Aegilops tauschii subsp. strangulata is the source of this 572-nucleotide messenger RNA. The record is from RefSeq and is a predicted model, not a curated record. NCBI's taxonomy places the organism in Eukaryota, Viridiplantae, Streptophyta, Magnoliopsida, Poales, Poaceae.
GCGUCGGCGUCGGCGUCGUCGGGGAAGUCCAGCUCAUGGCGGCGUCCAGAUGAGGCUCCAGCUCCUCAUCACGGCGACGUCCAGAUGCGGCUCCAACUCCUCCCGCUCGGGCUCCAACUCCUCAUGCCGCCGUCUUCACGCCCGCGCCGGCGCCGCUCGGGCUCCGCUUCAGCGCCUCCUUCACGCCUCUCCACAAAGCAGAUCGAGCGCCGGCGCACUGAGAUCUAGCACCAGCGCACGCGGAUGCAGCUCCUCCUCGCCCAGCAGCGCGUCGCCGGCGCAUAAAAAAUGGAAGCUUUGUGUCUCUGCUGCUGCAGGCGGAUUAGCGGUGCGACAUGAAUCAGGGUGGUGGGGAGCGGUGAGCUAGGCCGCGGUGCAGAGCAAGAUACCGGCGAGAGGGGGGGAGAGGGAGCAUCGACUGGGAGAGGGCGGUGACGGGGAGGACGGCGUCGCGCACGAGAGAGAGAGGCGAGUGGGGAGAGAGCGGCGACGGGGAGCGCUGGUGGGGAGCGACUGGUGAGGGUAGAAAGGGAAAGUCACGAAAAUUCGUAGCUUGGCAAAAUUUGCACUGU